UCGCGAUGAUUGCUGAGCGUUUGCGUUGUUCGGGCGAGCCGACGACGAGACUAUAGCUGUCUGGAAAUUUGUGUCGUGGUUUAGACUAACACACUAUUCAUACGGGAUUUUUUUGUACGCGUGACAAGAUCAUCGUUCCACAUUGUAUCACACGCCACUGUUAGUGUCCCGAAUUAGACUGGACGAUGGCUGCGGCUGAGGUGAACGGUAUCUCCGCUCCUGUGAAGGAGGAAGAAGAGCCCAUGGAUGUGACAUCAACACACACGGAGAACUACCAGACGCUCGUUGAUGCUGGGCUUCCUCAGAAAGUAGCCGAAAGUCUAGAUAACAUCUUCCAGACAGGCCUGGUGGAGUAUGUUGACUUAGACGAAAGGGCCAUUGAUGCACUGCGUGAAUUCAAUGAGGAGGGAGCGCUUACUGUGUUGCAACAAUUCAAAGAGAGCGACCUGUCACAUGUACAGAAUAAAAGUGCUUUCCUUUGCGGAGUGAUGAAGACUUACAGACAGAGAGAAAAGCAAGGAAGUAAAGUACAAGAAUCCACCAAGGGCCCAGAUGAAACAAAAAUAAAGGCUCUGUUGGAGCGGACCGGAUACACCCUAGAUGUCACUACAGGGCAGAGAAAAUAUGGAGGUCCCCCGCCUGAGGAUGUGUUCAAAGGAAUACAACCAGGGAUUGGAACUGAGGUGUUUGUUGGGAAAAUCCCAAGAGAUUUGUAUGAAGAUGAGCUUGUUCCACUCUUUGAGUCUGCUGGUCCCAUCUGGGACCUCAGGCUAAUGAUGGACCCUCUGUCUGGUCAGAAUAGAGGGUAUGCCUUUAUUACCUUCUGCAACAAGGAUGAUGCACAAAAGGCUGUAAAGCUUUGUGAUAACCAUGAAAUACGCCCUGGCAAGUACUUGGGAGUGUGUAUAUCUGUUGCAAACAAUCGCCUGUUUGUUGGAUCAAUUCCAAAGAACAAGACAAGGGAAAGUAUAUUGGAAGACUUUGGGAAAGUUACAGAGGGUCUCCAAGAGGUGAUACUGUACCACCAGCCAGAUGACAAGAAGAAAAACCGUGGCUUCUGUUUCCUGGAGUACGAGGAUCACAAGUCUGCAGCACAGGCUCGCCGGCGCUUAAUGAGUGGCAAGGUCAAAGUGUGGGGUAACCCCGUCACUGUAGAGUGGGCGGAUCCUGUUGCUGAGCCAGACCCGGAGGUCAUGGCCAAGGUCAAGGUGCUCUUUGUUAGGAAACUAGCCACAGCAGUGACUGAAGAGCUCCUUGAAAAAACCUUCUCUCAGUUUGGAAAGCUGGAGCGAGUGAAGAAAUUGAAAGACUAUGCAUUUGUCCAUUUUGAAGAAAGGGAUUCUGCUGUAAAGGCAAUGGAUGAGAUGAAUGGGAAGGAGCUAGGAGGAGAGGACAUCGAGAUAGUCCUGGCAAAGCCCCCAGACAAGAAGAGGAAAGAGCGCCAAGCAGCUCGUCAGACCACCAGGAAUUCAGGGUAUGAUGACUACUACUACUACCAACCCCCACGCAUGCCGCCACCUGGUCGAGGCAGGGGUCGUGGUGGCCGUGGGGGCUAUGCCUAUCCCUCCGAUUACUAUGGCUAUGAUGACUACUAUGAUGACUACUAUGGCUAUGACUAUCAUGACUACCGUGGUGGCUAUGAAGACCCUUACUACGGCUACGAAGAUGUGUACAGCAUGAGGGGCCGUGGCACUCGUCCCAGCAGGGGCGGACCUCCUCCACCCCGAGCUCGUGGGGCGCCCCCGGCAAGAGGUCGAGGGGGCUACGCCCAAAGAGGGCCCCCCCUUGGUGGCCCAAGGGGUGGCCGAGGAGGGCGUGGAGCACCUUUCCAGCCACAGAGGGGUCGCGGUCCUCGCGGGGCCAGGGGCAAUCGUGGCGGUAACGUCGGCGGAAAGAGGAAGGCGGACGUCUUUAACCAGCCUGACUCCAAGCGCCGCCAGACCAACAACCAACAGAACUGGGGGUCCCAGCCCAUCGCCCAGCAGCCACUGCAGCAGGGGGCCGACUAUUCCGGUGGAGAAGCAUUGAGAGCGGCACCAGUAGAAUGAGGAACUCACCUGAACGGUACUUGAGGGUGAGCUAGCCUUGCACAGAGUACUGUCUCCUCUCCUUUAGCUAUGUGUCGUCACUGGAGAAAUACCAGGCAUAAUUACUUGCUCACUGCACCAAAACCCCACCUCAGCUGUCUGCACACAUUCUGUGAACGGAGGGUGGUGAAUAUUUCCCCCUCCAGUGCCACUAGAGGGUAGCAAUUCCACACCAGCACGACUGGCAUUGUGGCAUUGUUCCUUUAUCCGACGUCGCUCUUAUUGGACAUUUUCUGACCUGGAAAGGUACAUUUUUACACAUUAGGCAGUGAAGCUGUUGUUCAAAUGUAUUCAAAUAGAGGCAGGAAUCCGAAAUGAGAAACUGAUCAGAUUGGCUGACGUUGGAACAAUGGCUGUACCUCAAAACAGAUGUGUGUCUCCUCGAAGGCCACCAGAUGGCAGUAGUAGUGCUACAGUGUUCACAUUGGCACAGGUAAGACUGAAAUAGGGAGCACAGGAUUGCAUCAGGAAGCUCAUUCUAUUGCACAUUUUGGUUUGUAUUAAUGUGCCGUCACAUUGGAGUUUCCUUUACAGUUUCUCAUUGCAGAAUUGUAUCUUUUAUUUGCCGCCUCUCUUCGCCAGGCAGCAAAGGAGCAGACCCCAUCCAUGUGAAUGAGUUCACACUAAUGGAAGGGCCUGAUUGGUAAGAUUGUUCAUUAUCUGUACUAAUGCUCAGAAGGUAUCAACCUGUUGCUACUUGAGAUUUUUGAUAAUGAGAACAUUAUAUUUGAUCUCAUGACAUUUUUACUGUAGGCUGGGGUUUAGAUUUCAGAAUAUUAACACUGCAUCAAGUGACAAGUCUGGGAUAUUUUUUCUCAAGAUAUUUUGUGAUGAAAAAGGCCGAACUAUAGGUAUGUCUGAUUUAUGUUGUUGGUGUCAAUGGUCGUGUAAAUGCUAAGAAUUGAUUGACCACGUUGUAUCAACAUGCCCUCGUCUGUGUGGCCUUUUCUAGCUCAGAUUCUGGAGGCCGUGCUCAGCGAGCUGCAAGCCGGCAUUGUCGCAGGGCUCCUCGACCUGCAGAAUGAACCACCUGCUGGACGGCACACCUCAGCGCCAGGGUUCAUGUUUAGCAAACUGCACAGGUGAUGAUUUGAUUUUGGAUUAGUAUCAGAGCAAAUGUAGCUUUGUAUUCUUGAUGCUUGGACCAACUUCUCCAAAACCUUGAUUCAUGAAAAUGCCACAAUAAAAAAAAAAUUGAUUCGAUUUUUCAACAAAAUGUUGUCACAUCCAUUGCUGGGAUUCAUUAUAAUUGUGAAUGCAGUGCAUUAGUCUUGAGCAAUGCUGUUAUUCUAAUGAUUAAUGUCUUUCCACCUGCUCCAGAAGCGUAGCAGGAUAAAGUAGAUGGACAUGUCAUAAUCAAGAGCGCCAUCCAGAGAAUCAAUCAUGAAAAGGGAAAUGAGCUGUUGCUGUUGAUUGUUCAAUACAUGUUAUUACCCAAGUAAA
Messenger RNA from Pungitius pungitius (ninespine stickleback), 3530 nucleotides. RefSeq names its product heterogeneous nuclear ribonucleoprotein R. The record is from RefSeq and is a predicted model, not a curated record. Gene Ontology annotation, cellular component: ribonucleoprotein complex; nucleus. Gene Ontology annotation, molecular function: mRNA binding. The transcript has 12 exons. Bases 186 to 2048 code for a protein of 620 amino acids. Lineage: Eukaryota; Metazoa; Chordata; Actinopteri; Perciformes; Gasterosteidae.